ACACGCCUGCUUCUCCGAGCUGCCCCGGAUUAAAUGCGUUUGACUUCACGAUGCGGAGCGACCCCAUUUUGUUCGCUUCCAGGGCGAUGGAGGAGUUGGUGGCAGAGCUGCGUGUUUUCUUGGACCUGCUGGACAGAGAGUAUCUGAGUGCUGGAGUACGUGAGAAGAAGGUGCAGAUCUCUAACAUCCUACACAGGGUUAUGGCUGCUAAAGGUCAUAAUGUUUUAGAUCCCUCCUAUAAGGCAGAGAUUCACAGUUCUCUCCCUGCUCCUCCUCAGAUGCCUCUCCCUGAGAUUCCACAUCCCUGGCUGCCUCCAGAUAAUGGGCCACCUCCCUUGCCCAGUUCCUCUCUACCAGAGGGCUACUAUGAGGAAGCUGUUCCACUGGGCCCAGGGAAAGCCCCAGAAUACAUCACAUCCAAUUAUGACUCUGAUGCGAUGAGCAGCUCAUAUGAGUCAUACGAUGAGGAAGAGGAGGAUGGGAAAGGGCAGAAGAUGCGUCAUCAGUGGCCGUCUGAGGAGGCCUCCAUGGACCUGGUGAAGGAUGCUCGCAUCUGUGCUUUCCUGCUCCGCAAGAAACGCUUUGGCCAGUGGACUAAACUCCUGUGUGUCAUCAAAGACAACAAACUGCUGUGCUACAAGUCCUCUAAAGAUCAGACACCUCAGAUGGAAUUGCUGCUAUCUGGCUGCAGUAUUAGUCACAUCCCCAAAGACGGCAAAAAGAAGAAACAUGAACUGAAGAUCGUCCACCAGGGUGCAGAUGCAUUAGUGCUUGCCGUACAGAGCAAAGAGCAGGCUGAAGAGUGGCUCAAGGUGAUGCGGGAGGUUUGUGCCAGUGGAAACGGAACAGCGGACUCUGAUGGAGUAGGCUCAGGAUCACCCGUGCACAAAGCUGAGCUGGAAAAGAAGCUGUCCUGUGACAGGCCUAGUUCAGAUGGAGAACCUACUCAUGAAAAUGGCACCACAGAUGGUAAGGAACAAACUAAGGGUAAAAAAAACACCAAAUCGGAACAGAAAGGCACAGUGGGAAAAGUUGCAGGGAAGAAGAUCACGAAGAUUAUCGGCUUGGGCAAGAAGAAGCCAUCCACAGACGAGCAGACCUCAUCGGCCGAAGAAGACGUCCCUACAUGCGGCUAUCUGAACGUGCUGUCCAAUAACCGCUGGCGCGAGCGUUGGUGCCGGCUGAAGGACAACCAGUUGUUGCUGCAUAAAGACCGGGCUGAUCUGAAGACCCACAUGGCCUCUUUGCCUCUGAGAGGAUGUGAGGUCAUCCCAGGACUGGACUCCAAACACCCUUUUGCUUUCCGCCUGCUGCGCAACGGUCAGGAGGUCGCAGUGCUGGAGGCAUCGUCCUCUGAGAGCAUGGGCAGGUGGCUGGGGGUCCUGUUGGCAGAGACUGGUUCUACUACUGACCCAGCUGCCCUCCACUACGACUACAUUGAUGUGGAGACCACCGCAAAUGUAAUUCAGUUGGCGAAACAGUCUUUCUGUUUUACCAGUAAACGGGCAGUAUCUCCAAACCCAUACCUGGAUAACCCAGUCAAUGGCUAUGCCUGCCCAUCAGGGGUUGCCUUGCAUUACGACGAUGUGCCAUGCAUCAAUGGAACGCUGAAGGGAAAGAAAGCUGCCACCACCAAUGGGACAGCAGCAAAACAGAAACUGGACAAGAACCAGCCCAAAAAGACCAGUGGAACCAACGGAACCCUACCAGUGAAACGCAAUAACUCUAGCGUGGAUCAGUAUAAGUAUGGGAAGAACAGGGUGGAAGCUGACGCUAAGAGACUUCAGCAGAGGGAGGAGGAGCUGCUGAAGAGAAAGCAGGAGAUUCGUAACCGCCUAACCCAGCUGAAGAAAGACAGGAGAGACCUGCGUGCUGCUAUAGAGAACAGCACCGGUAAGCGUUCCCAGGCGUCACUGUCAGAGCGCCUGAAGAAGGUGGAGGAGGAGUGUAAGCUAAAAGAGGAGGAGCGGGUGAAUCUGGAGCUGGAGCUGACGGAGGUGAAAGAGAGUCUUAAGAAAGCCCUGAAUGGAGGAGUCACUCUGGGCUUGACCAUCGAACCUAAGACAGGCGGCAGUUCCAUUCCACAGUCUCCAGCGUCAGUGAGACGUACUGUGGAUAACUCCCCUAUGUCCAGCUGUGAUACCAGUGACACAGAGACUUGCUCUCUGCCAAUCAACAGCGCCUCCCUACUGCGCAGACAAGCAGCACAGAAAAACCCACCUGUACGUGGCCACGUCCUCAGAAAGGCUAAGGAAUGGGAGAUGAAAUCAGGCACAUAAAUAUCAGCUUUUCAUCAACCUUGUUGUUGUUUUUUUUUUUUUAAGUUCUCAGUAUAUAUUUAUUUAAGUCUGUGCAUAAAGGAGGGAUGUUGAAAUAGAAAUGAGUGAAGCAUAGGUUCAGUAUGGUGUAUGACAGAAAGCAAUGCUGACACGCCUUUAUACAGUCAACCCCACAGCCAGCUGUCCUUUCUCACCCACCAUUUUAUCCUUCAUGUAUUAUACCAGCACACUUACUACCUAAAUGUGCUGUUUGUGUUGACUAUUUUUGUUUUAUCUAUGCUCUCAUCCACACAUCUUUUUUAAAGUCAUCUUCCUUUAGCUUCUUGUUUUUUUGUUUGUUUGUUUUUUUGUUUUGGUUAAAAGCCAUUUUUAAAGACAAGACCCUCUUUUA
This is a messenger RNA of Chanos chanos (milkfish), 2670 nucleotides long. It is a transcript of the gene afap1, whose product is annotated as actin filament associated protein 1. The coding region runs from base 51 to 2279 and encodes 742 amino acids. The record is from RefSeq and is a predicted model, not a curated record. Gene Ontology annotation, cellular component: cytosol. NCBI's taxonomy places the organism in Eukaryota, Metazoa, Chordata, Actinopteri, Gonorynchiformes, Chanidae. Gene Ontology annotation, molecular function: SH3 domain binding; SH2 domain binding. The transcript is spliced from 17 exons.